Folsomia candida is the source of this 1323-nucleotide messenger RNA. Its product is annotated as zinc finger CCCH domain-containing protein 15 homolog. The record is from RefSeq and is a predicted model, not a curated record. Lineage: Eukaryota; Metazoa; Arthropoda; Collembola; Entomobryomorpha; Isotomidae. Gene Ontology annotation, molecular function: mRNA binding; metal ion binding. The coding region runs from base 188 to 1312 and encodes 374 amino acids. Gene Ontology annotation, biological process: cytoplasmic translation. Gene Ontology annotation, cellular component: cytosol. The transcript is spliced from 7 exons.
CUCGCGCGGGGUUUUUGAAUUUCACCGUCGUCUGGAAAUUAUUUUUCACGUUUCCUUGGAAAUUGAUUUUUUAAUUAAAUUGUUUGAAAUUUUUAAUUCGAGUUUUAAAAAAUCACGUGAUUUCAUGGUGGCAACCUUUAAAUUUUUUUUAAUAAUCCAAACGACUUAAAAAAAAUCCACAUAAAAAAUGCCCCCCAAACCUUCCUCCUCCGCGGGUGGGGGUCAAAAAGGGGGCCCCUCCAAAAAAACAGAGGCCAAAAAGAAGGAGAAGGUCAUCGAGGACAAAACCUUCGGCCUAAAAAACAAAAAAGGGGCGAAACAGCAGAAAUUUAUCCAACAAGUUGAAAAACAAGUCAAAUUCGGCAACAACCCAUCCGCCAAAUUGCUCGCCUCCAAAGUCGACGACAAAAAGAAACCAGCCGACGAUCCGCUCCUCACGGGAAUUUUCAAACCGGUCCAAAAAGUGGAAAAGGGAGCGGACCCAAAGUCGAUCCUGUGCGCAUUUUUCAAGCAGGGCCAGUGCGCCAAGGGGGACAAGUGCAAGUUUUCCCAUGAUUUGACCAUCGAGAGGAAGGCCGAGAAGCGGUCGCUCUAUUGUGAUUUGAGGGAGGAGGACACGAUGGACACGUGGGACGACGAUAAAUUGAAGGACGUCGUGGAGAAGAAGCACGGCGCGCAGGAGGGGACCAAGACGGAAAUUAUCUGCAAACACUUCCUGGAAGCCGUGGAAAAGCAAAAAUACGGCUGGUUUUGGGAGUGCCCCUCCUCCACCGCGUGCAUCUACCGGCACGCCCUCCCCCCGGGUUUCAUCCUAAAGAAAGACCUCAAAGCGAUGAAGGAAGCAAACAAAGAAAACGAGACCUCCCUCGAGGACUGGAUCGAAAAGGAGCGUGGGAAAUUAAAUUCCUUAGAAAAUCUAACCAAAGUAACCAUGGAAACUUUUGUGGCGUGGAAAAAGCGGAAAUUAAUCGAGAAAAAAUCCGAAGAGAAAAAAUUAGCGGACAAAAAAUUGAGGGAUUUCAAAGCGGGGAAUAAAUUGGGGUUAUCCGGCCGGGAUAUGUUCACGUUUAAUCCGGAAUUAGCGAUGGAUGUUGCCAUGGAGGAUGAGGAUGAAGUCAUUGGUUGCUAUGACAACAACGAAAAUAAUGGUGAUUCGGAUGAGGGGGAAGAGGAAAAGGAUGAAAAUGAAUACAGGGAAAUAACUCUUGGAGAAUAUCAAAAUUAUGAUUUUGAAGAAACCAUGGAAAAAAUAUUACCGAUUGAAAAUUUGGAAAUUGACGAGGAUUUAUUUAAUGAUGAAGAUAUCGAUUAAUUCCUUUUUCC